AUGUUUUUUGAUCGUGAAUCAACAGUGGUUAUUACUAAAUUCAAUAAUUUAUCUGAAUCAGUAUUAACUAAUUAUUGUAAAAGUUUUGGUAAUGUUCUUCGAUGUUUUAUCAAAACUUCUAAUCAAACUCGAAAUAAAGAUCCUUAUGCUCUAAUCAAAUUUGCUGAAGCAUCAAGUGUUACUUCUAUUCUUAGUCAUCGUAAUCAUACUAUCAAUGGUAUACAUGUUGCAAUGCGAAGUUAUCAUCCUGAUACAAGUAAUUCUGGUUCAAUACAAACACUACCAAGUUUAAUGUCAUUAACUCAACAAAAUCCAUCUAUAUCUAAUAAAAAUAAUGAACCGAAGCCAGUAAAUUAUGAUCGAAUUAUACAAGAAAAUCAUGCACUUAAACAUGAAAUAACUAAUCUUCAAAAAUCAUUAGUUGAAGCACAAACAUAUUCUAAAACUGCUUACGAUACAUUUCAAGUUUUACGAGAAAAAUUUGAAGUAGAACAAGCUCUUACAAAUAAACUUAAAUUAGAAUAUACAGCUAUGGUUGAAUCAUAUGAAGCUCGAUUAAAACAAUUAUCAUCAUCAUCAUCAUCAGUAUCGUCUUCUAUAAAAGCAACAGAAAAAAAUAAAAUAAAAGAAGAACCAAUUGAUAGUCAUUCUGAAGUAAAACAUUCAAUAAAUAAUUCACUUGAAAUGCAAAUAAUAAAAGAUCAUCUAGAACAAGCACAGAUUGAUUUAGGUAAAAGUCAAACUGAAAAUGCUUUACUUAAUGCUAAAUUAAUCUCACGUGAACAACAAUUUGAUAUGCGUUUUAAAGAAUUAAAUAAUCAAUAUGUACGUAUGAAAAAACAAUAUGAACAUUUAUCAUCAUGUAUUAAAGAUUUCCAUGCAAAAUUAUAUCCAAAAAAACGAUUAAAAUCUGAAUUAAAAGAAGAUAAUAUGAAUAAAUCUGAUCGAGAAAAUACUAAUAAAACGAAUGAUUCAAACGAAGAUAUAGUAGAAAUAAUUAUGCAAGUAGAUCCAGUAUUACCAUAG
Molecule: messenger RNA, 1026 nt
Organism: Rotaria sordida
Lineage: Eukaryota; Metazoa; Rotifera; Eurotatoria; Philodinida; Philodinidae
Source: the annotation of a GenBank genome assembly